This is a messenger RNA of Medicago truncatula (barrel medic), 2552 nucleotides long. Its product is annotated as probable methyltransferase PMT3. Bases 372 to 2162 code for a protein of 596 amino acids. Gene Ontology annotation, cellular component: endosome; trans-Golgi network; cytoplasm. Gene Ontology annotation, molecular function: methyltransferase activity. The record is from RefSeq and is a predicted model, not a curated record. NCBI's taxonomy places the organism in Eukaryota, Viridiplantae, Streptophyta, Magnoliopsida, Fabales, Fabaceae. The transcript is spliced from 9 exons.
CAGCUAGAUGUUGUUACUUAGCUCCUCAACAUUGGUAAAUGGACUUACCCCCUUUUCAUCAUCUGAUCUUAUUCUUACACACAAGAAAAAAGUUUGGGAUUUAGAUCUCACCAUAUCCCAAUCCCAAUACAAUACCUGUGACUUUGAUGAAUUAAUAUAAUAAAAAAUGAUAAGAUUCUAUUGUUCACCCUUUAGCAACAUUUUUCAUUGUUCGUUUUCUGUUCCAAAUCCAUUACCUCACUUUCACUCUUUCUAACAAGCUCUUGCUUUGUGGUUCUCAACUGCAUCACCCACGCGAUUUGUGGAACUCGAAUCAUUAAGUCGAGGGCUUCUUGUUGGGUGAACUUUGAAUCAGUGAGUGUGUGGCAAGAAUGGCUAAAGGAAGAGCAGAUGGGAACCCAAGAAAGCGAUUGAUCACAACCGUGUUCGUUUUAUUCAUUGUUGGUGGUUUAGUUUACCUGUAUUCUCGGAAUAGUGGCUCGUUAUCUUCUAUCGAGUACACUAGCAAAUCUUUAGAUACUGGAGGAGGAGAUAACAUUGUUGUUCCGAGGACCAUUCCUGUUUGUGAUGAUCGGCACUCGGAGCUAAUUCCCUGUCUGGACAGAAAUCUCAUAUACCAAACAAGAUUGAAGCUUGAUUUGAGUUUGAUGGAGCAUUAUGAGCGACACUGUCCAAUGCCCGAGAGGCGUUAUAAUUGCUUGAUUCCCCCUCCUCCUGGGUAUAAGAUUCCAAUCAAGUGGCCCAAAAGCAGAGAUCAGGUUUGGAGAGCAAAUAUACCUCAUACACAUCUUGCAACUGAGAAAUCUGACCAGAACUGGAUGGUAGUAAAAGGUGAAAAGAUAGUUUUUCCUGGUGGAGGAACUCACUUUCAUCGCGGUGCUGAUAAAUAUAUUGCAUCAAUUGCCAAUAUGCUCAACUUUCCAAAUAAUAUUAUAAACAAUGGAGGAAGACUCCGUAAUGUUUUUGAUGUUGGCUGUGGCGUUGCAAGCUUUGGAGGAUAUCUUCUUUCCUCCGAUGUACUAGCAAUGUCAUUAGCACCAAAUGAUGUUCAUGAAAACCAAAUCCAGUUUGCUUUAGAGAGAGGAAUUCCGGCAUAUCUUGGUGUUCUAGGGACAUUCAGACUACCUUACCCUAGUAGAUCUUUUGAACUUGCUCAUUGUUCACGUUGUAGAAUCGAUUGGCUUCAAAGAGACGGCAUACUUCUUCUUGAACUGGAUAGGAUACUCAGACCAGGAGGCUACUUUGUUUACUCGUCUCCUGAAGCUUAUGCUCAGGAUGAAGAGGACCGGAGAAUAUGGAGAGAAAUGAGUGCUCUUGUAGGGCGGAUGUGUUGGAAAGUAGCUGCCAAGAAGAACCAGACUGUCAUAUGGGUCAAGCCUCUAACAAAUGAUUGUUACUUGAAAAGAGAGCCCGGUACACAACCUCCACUCUGUAGUUCUGAUGAUGAUCCUGAUACUGUUUGGGGAGUUAAAAUGAAAGCUUGCAUCACACGUUACUCUGAUCAGGUGCAUAAAGCAAGAGGAAGCGAUUUGUCUCCUUGGCCAGCUCGAUUGACUACUCCGCCUCCUCGUCUUGCGGACUUUAACUAUUCUAAUGAAAUGUUUGUAAAGGACAUGGAUGUUUGGCAACGGAGAGUUAGUAAUUACUGGAAACUUCUAGGCAAUAAAAUUAAACCUGACACAAUUCGGAACGUGAUGGACAUGAAGGCAAAUUUGGGUUCUUUUGCAGCUGCUUUGAAGGACAAAGAUGUUUGGGUUAUGAAUGUAGUGCCUGAAAACGGGCCAAACACACUCAAGAUCAUAUAUGACAGAGGGCUAUUGGGAACAGUUCACAACUGGUGUGAAGCAUUUUCAACUUACCCUCGCACGUAUGAUCUACUCCAUGCAUGGACUAUAUUUUCUGAUAUCAUCGAGAGAGAAUGCAGUGUACAGGAUAUAUUGAUUGAGAUGGAUAGAAUACUGAGGCCAAAAGCUUUUGUAAUUAUUCAUGAUAAGCGAUCGGUUGUGAUGUCUAUAAGGAAGUUCUUGCCAGCAUUGCACUGGGAUGCAGUGACGAAAUCUAAUGUGGAGCAAGAUUCAGAUACAGGUGAGGAUGAUGCAGUGUUAAUAAUUCAGAAGAAGAUGUGGCUGACAACCGAGAGCAUCCGGGUUUCAGAAAAAUGACAUGCUCCAACAAUGGACAAAGUCUUUACCAUUUCACUUGAAGUAUAAAACUUCAGCAACUGAGUGAGAAAUGAGCACAUCAUUGUGAAAAUUUGCUUUCAUAUGAUGUAGGUAUUCCCUUUUAUGUUGUUCCUCUUCUCUACACUACAGGCUUGAGUUACAAUGAAAGCUCGUCCUAAAUCGCCUUUUUGAACUUAUUUGAUUUUGAACAGACCUUGUUAUUGUGAUUAGGAAAAUUAGAUGAAUCUGAGAAGUAGUUUUACACUGUCAGAGCAUAGAGAUUAAUCUACGUCGAAAUUGAUUUGAAGAAGUUAGUGGAUAUAUAUAGAAAGUUCAAUAAUGCUUUGCACAAAUAAGAGCAUAUGGUGCUGCCGUUAUAAAGCUCUCAAA